Brugia pahangi is the source of this 4236-nucleotide messenger RNA. Lineage: Eukaryota; Metazoa; Nematoda; Chromadorea; Rhabditida; Onchocercidae. The record is from the annotation of a GenBank genome assembly.
AUGACCGCAAAUAACUCUGUCAACAAAGUACAUUAUUGGACGAUUGGUGCUAUUAUAAUGCUCCUUGGAGCAGUAAUUCUACUAAUUUGCUCAGGCUUAGCAUGGACUGUUACAAUCUGUAGAAUCAGUAAUCAGUGUGAUCAAUGUAAACUAUUAAAUGUUGGCCAGAAAUGUCUCAAAGAUGAACAAUAUGAGCAUUUAUUCUGUAAUACGACUGAUAAUCGUAUUAAUAUCUAUGAGAAUUCAUACUUAUUUUGCGAUACAAGAAAGAAUGAAUUAAUUGCAAAGCGUUGUGCAUCUGAUGAGCAUUUUGUAAACGGAACUUGUUUGAAUAAUCAUCAACAUCGUAAACGACGUGAAGUUGCCGGAUCCGGUCGUGUUGGUGAUUACUGUUCCGUCAAUGCAGAUUGCUUGAAUGGAAUGUUUUGUUCAGUUGGUGCUUGUACAUGUCGAAGUAAUUUUGUUACCAUUCAUGGAUAUUGUUAUCUCAAGAAAAAUAUUGGUGAAAAUGGUUGCCAGUACUCAGAACAAUGUAAUUCGGCAUGGCCUGGUGCACGUUGUGUAGAAAAUAAAUGUGAAUGUCCAUCUGAUAUUAAUGGAAUUCCAUAUGUGCAAGCACAUACUCGUGAUGGUACUAUUUGCAUUCUAUUAUUUGGCGAUGAUGAUGAUCCGGUGCCGAAAUGUCCAUUACCGGAAUAUGAUGAUGACUUAUUAGCAAUGCCAAUAACACAACUUCGAAAUCCAGCAAUGACUGAUCCAGAUGAUGAUGAUAUUUUAGCAGGCGAACAAAUUAAUCCGUUGCAAUUUUGUUCUUCAACAUCUACCGAUUACAAUACAUUUGUAGCAAAUGGUGGUGGUGCAUGUACCUAUGCCACUGAACCGUAUCAACCGGAAAAUGGAAUUUACAUUGCCGAUAUUUACGACUGUGUAACGGUACCAUUGAAUAAUGUGAAAUUAGCAAUGAAAGGUAUUUACAAUAUUCAUCCGCAAGCAGAUGGAAUUUGUUGUCCAAAUCGUGCAUUUACUUGUAUGCAACCAAAACGUGAAGCAAAAUUAAAUGUGAAAGAAUCAGCUGGCGUACGACCACGUUGGUGGUUUAAUUCUGUAACCGGUAUAUGUGAACAGUUUAUGUGGGAUCCAUGGGAUGAAACGGAAGUACAAUCACCUAAUAAUUUCAAAACUCGUGAACAUUGCGAAUCAUAUUGCAAAGAUAGUUGCAAACGUGGCGCCCCGGAAUAUUCAGUGGGGCGCAUUUUGAACGAAGAGGAACCAAUCACUAAUUGCCAAACAAUAAAUUCAUGUUCAACCAAUUUUGAAUGUAAAGCAAAUGAUUGGAGAGAAGUUUGCUGUCCAAGUGUUACAAGCAUAUGUAGUAUUGCUGGUGGACGUCCACUUGACCCUUCUCGUCAUACUAAUUUUGACCCCGGUUACAGUAUGAAAAGAAUGUUUAAUUUAAACUUCGAGAAAUCUCGCCGUUAUUACUAUGAUUCGGAACAAGGCCGCUGCACAUCAUUUACAUACAAUGGCGCAUUGGGUAAUUUCAACAAUUUCAAAUCAUUGUCUGACUGUGAAUUAUUCUGUGAAAAACUUCAAUGUAAACAUGGAACAGCGUUAAAAAUUCGACAGGUCACUCAGCGAUGUAAUCGUAAUAGCCAUUGUCCAAGCACACAUGAAUGUCAGAUGGACAAUAAGAUUUGUUGUCCGAAACUUCAUGCAAUUUGUUCACAACCAUUACGACUCGGAAAUUGCAAGGAAAAUAUACGACGAUACUGGUAUGAUGCGGUAAAUCAUGCAUGUCAAAUAUUUAAUUAUACUGGAUGUCAAGGCAAUGAUAAUAAUUUCGAGACAUUAUUAGAAUGUCAAAAUACAUGCAACAAUAUUAUUCCAAAACCGCGAUGUCCACAAGGAGAUGCAUACAAGGAUAAUAAAGGAAAUUAUUUUAUUUGUUCCGAUUCUAAUAGCGCCAAAACAUGUCCAUCAAAUUAUGAAUGUCACUUUGAUGGGAAUUUGUGGAGUUGUUGUCCAACGAGAGAAUAUACAUGUCAAGUAUCAUUUAGUAAAGGUGUCACUUGUGACAUUCCUUCAUCAUAUCGCUAUUUUUACAAUUCACAAAUACAAGAAUGCGAAAAUUUCCUUUAUAAUGGUUGUGGUGGAAAUUCAAAUAAUUUUCAAUCAUAUGAACAAUGCGAAAGUUAUUGCAAUGAUAGAAAAUGUCCAAAUGGUGGUAGUCCAAAAAGAAAUGAAUUUAAUAAACAAAUAGACUGUUCAUCAACCGUAUCCUGUCCAAAUACUCAUGAAUGUACAUCACUUACUUCCGGAAAUAGUAUUGUGAAUAGAUGCUGUCCAAAGCGAGCAUAUAUCUGUUCUUUACCGCCUCACCAAGGUAAUUCAUGUGGUACGUCAGUGGUUACACGUUUCUAUUUCAAUAUAGCCAGUAAGGAAUGCAUCGAAUUUACGUACAAUGGUUGUGGCGGUAAUUUGAAUAAUUUUGCUACUUUCGAGCAAUGCAACAACUUCUGCUUAUCAUCAGCGUGCGCAUCAGGCGAUAUCGUUCACGUAAAUCCAAGUACACACAUGCAAUUGGAAUGCAGAAGUGACGUAAGCAAUAGUUGUCCCAAUAAUUUUACGUGUACCUAUGAUGAGCUUUUCGGAAAAAAUGUAUGUUGUGGUGCAACAAAUAUGGAGGUUUGUCCAAGUGGUGAAAAAGCAUAUAUGAAUGCAUUUAAUAUGAGUGUUCGUGAAUGCUUAAUAAACAUUAGUACUUCAUGCCCUGAUUACUACCUAUGUCGUUUUCAUAUGCAAACAAAUCGUUACUAUUGUUGUGCAUCUAUCAACGAAGACAUAUGUCCGAGAGGGAGAGCAGUUUACAAAGAUCAGUCAUCGAAAUUGCCAAUUCGUUGUAUAAUAAGUAGUGGAAGUAAUCAAUGUCCAGUGGGAUACAACUGCUUUUCAGAUGUGCCAGGAGCUUUACAGGGUUAUUGCUGUUCAUCAAAUUAUUUAUGUCCAAAUGGUGCAAAAUUUUAUUCCGAAAUUAUUAGUAAAAUGCCACGUUCAUGUCAACUUAAUUCACCAUUUAUCACCUGUCCUAUUGGUUAUACAUGUCAAAAUGCAGAAACCGAAUUAAUGACCGGUUAUUGUUGCGAAAAUGAUAAUACAUCAGUUUCCGAUGGUUGUCCUCCAAAUAAAUAUGUUUAUAUGAGAGAUAAUGAAGUGAUUUCCUGUGAUCCAUUUAAUUCAUUAACAAAUGUUUGUCCGAGAGGUUACUCAUGUCAGUGGUCAUUACCAAAACGACGUUAUCAGUGUUGUGGUAAUGCAUCAAUGCUUGCAAAUAAAAUCACUAAAACUUGUCAAGAAGGCGAAUUGCUAAUAGCAGAUGAAUGUUUGGAACGAAGUGAGCCAGGUGAUCUUUGCAUAGAUGAUAAGCAAUGCCUAGGUGGUUCCAGGUGUAAAGAUGGCAUUUGUGAAUGUAUCAAUGGAUAUAUCAUUUAUCAUGGCAAAUGUAUUAUCAAAGAAGCAAAAAGUGCUAAAAUAAAAUGUUCAAUUUCAAGUCAAAUACCAUACUAUGAGAAAGGAUCUAAAAAGGUUCGAUAUUGUUCAAACUUAAAGAAUAGUUGUCCAAAAGGAUACAGUUGUCAAUUUAGUCGUGAUGCUGGACGAAAUAUUUGUUGUGGUCAUUUAUCAGGUAUCAGUAUUAUUGGUAGAAGUAAUAGUAGUAGUAAAUCAACGAUAAAUGUUCGAAAUCAUUUCAAAGUUUCCGUCGAUAUUUGCAACGAUGGUACCCCGUAUAUGCUAAAAGGAAUACCACAAACUUGUACUAUGGCACCUUGUCCGAUUGGAUUUGAUUGUAUUUUUAUUAAAAAAGCACAAAAUUAUUUCUGUUGCAAAAGGAAAAUUAAAGAAGAGGUGCAAAAUGAUGGUUGUCCUUCCGGAACAGCACUUCUUUUUCCAACAACCGGAACACCGUUACAGUGUAAUAAUGCAAAGCAAAGUUCGUGUCCUAAUGGUUAUCGUUGUCUCAGAUCUAUUAAAAAUAACGGAUAUCAAUGCUGUACCUCAGCUUACAAUCCUUUUUCAAGAUUUUAUCAAACCUCGAUCAAUGCGAUAUCAUGUCCAGGAAGUCAAGUUCAAGUGAGACGAUACAUGAAUGGUCAAUAUUUAAAUCUUUGCGAAGAUCAUUGUCCAAUUUAUCAAAUCGCAGUUAAUGGUUUCUGUAAGAGUCUGGCUGAUUUGAUAUAA